CAAAGUUUGUCACGGAGAACAUUUGUGUGUCCGGCAGCCUCGUGUGUUUUUCAGACACACUUGAGGGGACGUCGUGCUCAGCAGGAAGCUGUGACGCAGAGAGGAGACGAGGGGAAACUGUGUGCCAUGGAAAUGCCGCUCACUCCACUGUCUGAUAGGCCAUGAUAGGCUUGCAAGUUAUGCAGGGGUUAUGGAAAGUCUAUUGAAUUGUGCUGAAGAGCAGCAACCCUCCUCUCCCCUGGCCAAGGCACUGUCCAAGAAGCAGGAACCGAGCAAGGAUCCAAAGCCAAAAGGUGUUGGUGGAUUUGUUUUAGUGCAUGCAGGAGCAGGAUACCACUCUGAAUCCAAGGCCAAGGAGUACAAGCAUGUGUGCAAAAGAGCAUGUCAGCGAGCUGUGGACCAGCUCAAAGCCGGGGCUCUUGCAGUGGAAGCAGUCGCUGCAGCGCUGGUUGAACUUGAGGAUUCUCCUUUUACAAACGCAGGCAUGGGCUCCAACCUGAACUUGUCAGGGGAAAUUGAAUGUGAUGCAAGUAUCAUGGAUGGGAAGUCGCUGCAUUAUGGAGCUGUUGGUGCUAUUAGUGGUAUUAAGAACCCAGUCUUGGUUGCAAACCGUCUAAUGACUGAAGCACAGAAAGGGAAACUCUCAGCUGGCAGAAUACCACCCUGCUUUUUAGUGGGGCGAGGCGCACACGACUGGGCCGUCAGCCAUGGAAUACCACCAUGGCCCUCAGAGAAAAUGGCCACCAAGUUCAGUUUGUCUGCGUACAAGAGGAACAAGCGGAAGAUGGAGCUGGCAGAGAAAAUGGACACAGGAGAGAAUCAGAAAAAGAAACGAAGACAAUCAAGUGAAAACGUGAGUUCUGUGGAGAAUGGUUCUGGGUGUCUCGACACUGUGGGAGCUGUUGUGGUGGACCUGGAAGGGAAUGUAGCUGCAGCAGUGUCCAGUGGAGGCCUGGCGAUGAAGCACCCUGGCAGGGUCGGCCAGGCUGCCCACUACGGAUGUGGCUGCUGGGCUGAAAAUGCCUGUAAUAUGAACCCUUACUCCACAGCAGUGAGUACUUCAGGUUGCGGAGAGCAUCUGAUUCGCACCAUGCUGGCACGGGAAUGCUCCACUGCCAUGCAAUCUGAGGAUGCCCACCAAGCACUGCUGGAUGCUAUGCAAAACAAGUUCAUCAGUUCCCCCUUUCUGGCCAGUGAAGACCGUGUUUUGGGCGGAGUAAUUGUCCUGCGGUGCUGCAGAUGUGUGGAAACCCCGCCAUCUCAAAAUAUUCAGGGUAUACUGGUGGAGUUCCUAUGGAGUCACACCACAGAGAGCAUGUGUGUUGGCUACAUGUCGGCACAAGAUGGCAAAGCUAAGACACACAUAUCCAGAUUACCACCCGGGACUGUUCCUGGACAGUCCUUGGCCAUCGAGGGAGGUGUGUGCCGACUGAUGAGCGUAGCGGAGUGAGCCACAUCCGCCCUCCUGGGCUUCUUCAGCAAUACUCCAAAACAUACCCAUUCACCCACACACACACAAACACACACAAACACACACACACACGCACUACCACACCAUUCUCACCCCAACCGCUUUAGCUGUUUAUAACUAGAGCAUGACCGAUACUGGAUGUCAACAGAUACAGAUUUUUUUAGGGAGCAAUGCUCCUCUUUUACGUUAUGAAGAGAAGUGUUUGAAAUUGUCCAAAGCAUCUUGCAUAUUGUUUUGUAAAAAUACAUUUUUCCCAUUAGCGCAUAUCAGAUGCCCUUUCUGCGAGUAUAUCUGUGAUUGGCUGAUAUCAGCUGAUAAAAUCUGUUGACCGACGUAUCGGUCAGGCUCUAGUUCUAACAGGUGUCUAGAAAAAACGGGGG
Messenger RNA from Limanda limanda (common dab), 1851 nucleotides. RefSeq names its product taspase, threonine aspartase, 1 (gene tasp1). Gene Ontology annotation, molecular function: threonine-type endopeptidase activity. NCBI's taxonomy places the organism in Eukaryota, Metazoa, Chordata, Actinopteri, Pleuronectiformes, Pleuronectidae. The coding region runs from base 191 to 1450 and encodes 419 amino acids. The record is from RefSeq and is a predicted model, not a curated record. Gene Ontology annotation, biological process: protein maturation. The transcript is spliced from 14 exons.